AUGGCGCUCUUCAAGCAGUACGACGACUUCUUGCUCAACAACGCUUCCCAGAUCACCGCCGUCGAGAGCUCGCUCCGUUCCAUCACCUACUUCCUUCCCGGUCGCUUCAAAGAUGCCGAGCUCGCCGGAGAAGCAAUCUACGCCUCGCUCAAUCUGCUGGGACUCUACCACGACUCCAUCCUUGCGCGCGCACUCGAAAAGCAGAAUCCACUCGCCGUCUCCAGCAAGCAAGCAUUCACCUCGGAAAAGAACUCCCUUCCGUCCAGCCCCGCUCCGCUCGACGCAAAUGCGCUCACCGGCCUGACACCCUCCGAACAUGCCAGAUACACCCACCACUUUUCGCGCAGAUCCAAAGGCUAUAAUCGCGUAGCGAGGACGUUGGUCGUCGUGGGCUACUUUGAGUUGCUUGCAGAGAUGCUCGCUCGAAGGAAGCUUGGACGCAGAAAAGCCUGGGACGUCGUCGCUGCUAUCGAAGCACUCAAGGUGGUGCUUCGCUUGAGCUUGGUCCAGAUGACCGGAUCAAGGAUGGCCAUCCAUCCUCCUAUCCCCGAACGCGAGGUGGAUCCAGCUGCGCUUGAGCAGGAACGGGCAAAGACUAUGGGCAAGCUGGCUGACAAACUCGACGUCGCUGCAGCCUCUUCGAGCUCCGCCCUCUCUACCUCGGUUGCUCAGCCACCCAAGGGCUACUGGAAGGGGUCCCGUACCGGUCUCUUACGUCCAACGCUUGCUUCUCUUCGACCUGGAUUCGAUGAUGUAGAGGCGGACCCACUCGCGCCCACCUCGGAGCCGGAUCGUCGACCACCGCACCUGCGAGCUUUGCGCAUCAACGCCGGCCAGUCCGGUUCCGACACUGACGACACGCUGGUUGACUCGACCCGACUCCAAGCCUCCACCACGCUUCCACGCGCACCGGCCAACGACGAUGCACUCUCACAGUCUUCCACUACGCUCCGAAAAGAUCCACCAACACCACCUGUCAACAUGAAGCCUUGGUCCGAGUCGCAGAUCAACGACUACCUCCUCUCUCGCGUGCUCACAGUCAACGACGUUCGCAAACCCGAAGAGCUCGUACGUCCUCUUCGCAAUCGUACCGGUCAUCUGGCAGAGGUUCUCUGGAUCCUUCGACCUUUCAUCUACGUCCUAGCCCUGCGAAAGUGGGGACGAACGGCGACGCUACCCUUUGUGCUUUCGUUCGCUCUCGAGUACUUUGCCAAGGAGCUGCGCAACCGAUCCUUUGCUCCUUCCACACCCGGACCCAAGGGACUCUUCGCCACCAACCCGCUUCUUGCGGCUAUGAUGGGCCAGAACCCGCUCACCUCGAUCCUCGCCUCUGUAUUCAUGGGCGGUAAUCCAGCCGACAAGGCCAAAAGACCCAUCUCAGCGGUGGAAGAAGCUGAAUGGUCCAAGAGGGGCAACUCGUUCUGGUGGUACCUGCUGCGCGGACCCCUGUGGUACUCUUUCACGCGUCCCAAACUGUCAGGCAUGGUGGAUCGUACUCAGGGCAAGUUCCUCAUUGGCAUGGUCGGUGGUGUUCUGAGCGAUUACCUUCCGCUCAUCGACGAGUACCACUACUACUCUGCGACAUGA
This is a messenger RNA of Pseudozyma hubeiensis SY62, 1587 nucleotides long. Its product is annotated as peroxisomal membrane protein. Bases 1 to 1587 code for a protein of 528 amino acids. The transcript has a single exon. Gene Ontology annotation, biological process: peroxisome organization. The record is from RefSeq and is a predicted model, not a curated record. Lineage: Eukaryota; Fungi; Basidiomycota; Ustilaginomycetes; Ustilaginales; Ustilaginaceae. Gene Ontology annotation, cellular component: peroxisomal membrane.